AUGGACGAAGACACCGACGGCCCAGCAGCACAUGAUACUGCAGAUUUCGCCGGGGAAGAUACCGAUGUCCUUGAUUUUGGGGAUUCAGACCAGUCUGAUUCGAUGCAGGAAUCCAUGGAAGGGGCUUUGAUGUCGACCAACUUUGGUCUAGUUGACCUGGAAGUUGAUACGAUGGAUGGGCUUGUCGACCCGGCUCUAGAGUCUACACCAACCCAAAACAUGUUUAUCCAGGGAAAUGAUGACGAGACGGACAUUCCCGAGGCGCUCAUCGAACGUCCGGACAUCAUGUCCUCCAUGCUAUCAAAUCGUCACUUAUCCAUCACUAUUGGCAGCAGUUAUGCGUCCGAAUACUUUCGCAAUGCACAUCCCAUGUGGCCUUUUCUGCACCAGAAGCAAUGGGACGACUGCUGGCGACGCUGGGAAAGUCCCAUUGGCUACAAUACUGGGGCUGCUUGGAUGGACUUUUUUGCAGACAUGGUUUUGUCUAUAGGGGCACUACUUGCCCAGAACUCUGAUCCGGCACCAGAACAUCUAGAGUCGUUCAAGCAUCUCAAAGAUAGAGCGCUCCAGAAAUAUGAGUCGCACGAGAGGUCAGGCUGGUCAGCACUCUUGCGGACGCAAUCGUCAUUACUUCUCACCAUCCAGGCCAUGCAUAUGGACUCGGUCGGUACCAUGUGCGAUCGAGCUUCGGAAGCGAUUAAGCAGUGCACCAUCACAAAGCUGCAGAGACAGUCAAAUCAGAUGCCGUAUAACACCCCCAACGAUAUCCAGGACGAGAUCCAAAGGCAGGCAACUCGGUGUUGCUAUACCAUAGAUGUCCUAAUCAGCAGCUCGACCGACCAGAUGGUGACGGCUGAUAGGUUCUUGGACGAAGAUCUCCUGGACGAUGACAGUACUCCUGGAGAUGCGUCGUCGCCAGAAACCACUAUGAGAAGGUUGAAUCACGAGGACCACAUGUUUCAACUCCGUCGCAUUCAGUAUCGCAUAUUAAAGCUUGUGCAAAAGCUCGAAAAACAGGCCCACAGAGACCAUCACCCAGUGCCCAACUUGUGGCGAUCGCAAAUCCGACACCGCUUAGAUCGAUGGGUCGACGAUAUUGUAAUGUUUUCAGGCUCGGAAAGAACCCUGGAUCGAUUCAAAUCUCAAACAUGGCUAUUGAAGUUGGCCAAUUACGCAACGAUAUCUCUGUUUCCCAAUCCACACCUGGCAGUUCGAAGUGGCGAUGCGCGGCAUCUCGUGACGGCAGCUUGUCAGGUUCUUGUAACUUUUCGACGUUUCCGCGUCAGAGAGCAUCUUUCAUGCUAUACUUGGACAGCAUUGAUUCACCAAUUUCAAGCCGGUGUCAUUAUGCUGUACUGCCUCUGGGCAACGCCGACUCACCAGCAGCUCUCCUUGUACGAUCGUCGCUCCGUAUGCCGAGCCCUCUUUGCCUGUUCUGCCACAUUGGUAGACUACGCCAACAAAUGGACAUCGGCACAUGUCUUUCAAAACGUCUUUGACCUCUUGACCGAGGAAAUCCCCAUUAGCGAGUACGGCGAUCCCAUGCAACAAUGGACAUUUUCGCCAGACAGCUGUACGGAACUUCUCAGGCUGAGCCGGGAGCUCGAGAGACUCCAGGUGCAGAGGAAAGUGGUAUCUUUAUUGCGAGAUAUGGCCAGGGGCUCUCGGCCGUGCUACAGUGCGCCAUCGAUUGAGGAGACGCAGUGGAUACAAUACAUACACCCUGAUCGGGAUACUGAUGAUUUGAUCCAGUCAUCCUUCAUAUAG
Messenger RNA from Pestalotiopsis fici W106-1, 1767 nucleotides. RefSeq lists its product as uncharacterized. The record is from RefSeq and is a predicted model, not a curated record. The transcript is spliced from 5 exons. Lineage: Eukaryota; Fungi; Ascomycota; Sordariomycetes; Amphisphaeriales; Sporocadaceae. Gene Ontology annotation, molecular function: zinc ion binding; DNA-binding transcription factor activity, RNA polymerase II-specific; sequence-specific DNA binding. Gene Ontology annotation, biological process: DNA-templated transcription; positive regulation of transcription by RNA polymerase II. The coding region runs from base 1 to 1767 and encodes 588 amino acids.